UUCUCAGAAAACUGAUGCAGCGGAGUCUUUGCAGAAUGAACGGUCUAAGAUUUUUCAGAAAAGAUGAGUUUUUUCAUUCUUAAAUCAAUAAUUAACUGCAAACUCGGACAAACGCUUAUAAAUUUCGAUAAGCCACCCGGACGGGAGUUGUGCGUAGACUUAGAAAAUGUUUUCGGAAAUAAGCGACUUAUCUCUCGAGUAAAACUUUCAAACGGGUGGGCUUUUCGCCAAUUCAUCGAUUUCACUAUCGGUGUUUCAAAAUCAGGGUUUCUGUCAAUCUAUAUUGUCAAAGAUUUUGAGUAUUGGUUGCUCGGACCAGGAUUCAAGCGGAUUUUACGAUUCGUCGAAGCUAGGGUGUCUUGUUUUUCUGAACGUAUGAAGGAUGCCCCAAAAACGACAAUUUGUGAAAAAAUCCGAUUCAAAUCGAGAGAUGCCGUUUUUAAACUGAUACAAGGAGGUUUGAGUUUUGAGAAGAAUUCACCACAAGCAGUGUGGUUUAAACAGUUGAUCAGGGUUUUUGUGAAAUCUAAAGAAGAUGCAGUAUUACUAGCUCUCGAGGAAUUUUUUCACGAAUUUACCGCCGAAACAGGAAUUUUAGUGUUUAUUCAACGCCCAUUCGCCUCGGAAAUCCCGGACUUACUAAGAGGUAUAUAUUUUUUACAACGUCAUCAUAAUCACUCGGCCUCUGGAGACAAAAAGUCUACAGCAAUUAUUCGAUUUUUCAAUAAUGCCGCUUUAUCUGGGACUGUAAACGGGAGUAGCUUAAACUUAAUCAGGCUUUUAUCGAGAAAAUUUUUUCAAUUUUGCAGACAUUACGGCGAAGCUGAAUCUCGAUUCAUUUCAAUUUGCAGUCUGUUGCACAAGUGUGCUCCGAAGACGACUCGGUCAUCAAUCAAGGCGCGAGGACCGAAGAAGCAGCCCCCGUCCUGAUACCGGCCCCUACAAGCGGUACUCGGCGAGAAUCGAUCCAAAAACGUAAAAGGGAUGGUGGAGACGAUGAUGAUGAGGCAGAUGAAGAUGAUUUAAACGACGAACGGCGGCCCGCGGAGGACCCCGCGACCAUGAAUGCUAAAGAAACCCCAGCCCUCGCUACAAUUAGUGCGCCGGAUGCUCAGCCACAGAAAAAAAAGAAGAAAAAGCGAAGAAAGGACCAUGAUCAUCAGUCCGUCCUAUGUACAGUCGAGGGAUCACAUCUUCAAACAGUGCCGCGAGUGAUGCGUCUCGAGGAAGGACCGACCAUUGCUUUAAAGGAAGUAGCCACCACCCCCGCCCCAGUCGGUACAAAUGAUGUUCAUCAUCAGAAAAAGAAAAAGGCCAAAAGGGCUAGGAGAGUAGAGCAACAUCAUAUUGUUGAAGAAGAUGGUGAAGGGCGAUUCACAAACUCGGAGACGAAACAUCUCCCUCAGGCUAAGGCCCAACACGCAGAUUCGCAGCAAGCGGAGAAGGAACGACCGUGCGCUCCAUCACCGUCGCCAGUCGUCUGCAGUAUCGUCGACGGCGGUGAAUCUCAUCUUCAAGUCUGUACCCCGUCGACGAAAAAUAAGAAAACUAAACCCGAAAGAAAUGAGCAUCGGGCUUCAACGAAAAACCGAGUGCGUGAUAAAGAAUCCUCUCAAUCAAAGAAGAAGAAGUAUCGAGAGGGUCAGCAACCCUCGCGCAGAAAAUGUUCCUCGCCCGUUAUACAAGUGCAGGGAUGUGGGGUGGCCACACCACAGGAAGUCGUCUCAAAUACAUCGUUUGAUACGGAUCCACCCAGCACUAGCGAGGAUGAUAACAGCGAGCAGGGCAAGCGAGCAGACUUCAACAGUUCCUUAUGCCAAGAGGCGGACGCUGCAGAGGAGGGGACCUUAUUUCAUCGUCUCCGGGCUCGUACUAACCUAGCACUAUCCAAGGCUGAACUCAACGUGACUCGGUUUCUUUCCAAUCACUACUCAUUUUUAUAUUCUAAUCUAACAAAUGAAACGGGACGGGCUAAUUUUAGGGAAUAUUUUCACGCAGGCUUUGAACAUUUUAUUGAGCUAAUUUUAGAAAAAGAAGUUCAACACAAGGUUUUCGUACGCUCUUCAGAGUACGCGAAACGCGUCAAUAAGGCUCAGUGCCUAGAAAGCGAGUACGCCCGAAAACAAGAGGCUAUCGCUCUUGGCGAAAAGGCAACACAAUUCAUGGAUGAGGCCCUAAUAAAAGUUAAAGAAUUUCGCACAAUUGUGCACUCGGCAGUAGAAGACUAUACCAAAGACAUAAACUAUACAAUGUUAGAUAGGGCCGCGUUUGAUGCGGAGGUUCAGUCCGCAAAAGAUCUGACCAAAAAGAUUUUUGCUCCCGUACUCAAAGCUCAACGAGUUUACGAGAAUGAAGGGGAAAAAGGGCAAUGUUUUGGGUGCGCCGAGAGAGAACUUAAAUUUAAAAGUAAUGAUAAGAUCCUCGGGAAAUGCCUGUUUGUUUCUCGGUUGCCAAGAGAACUAAGGCAGCUUGAAAUAUUCCCUAAAACCGAGAAAGAACGUGAGAAUGAGGCUCGUCUUCGGCGAGAGAAAAUCGAUUUAAACGGUCCGGAGCAGGGCGUCCGAAAACCGACCUUGCCCGGUAAAAUCCCGACUGGAGGUAAGCGGUCGAUGAUCGGCAUCAAGAACAUCAAAUGACUAUCAUCAAAAACGGGCUCACGGUUGGAAACCGAAUUGGCUUCGGGUUUACGCCGGAAAUAUCCCUUUCAUCCGAGAAGGGUGGCUUCGCCCGUUACCCGAAAAAUUGGCCCCAAGAUUUUUAGGAAAUACGCCUCGUUAGAUCAGAUACGAACUGUAAGAAGAUCUGUUUUCCAAUUCGAUCGAGUGCUGCAUUCUGCGGCCAAAACAUUAAACUAUAAGAUUCCACAGUUUGUGGAGGAAAACUUUAAAUGAGGCGCUCACGUAUAUUAGGCCUACAUGAAACUUCACUAAAUGUUAGAUUUUUUUCAGCGGACCUCCCAUUUGCUAAUGGGAAUUUGCUUGGUACGUUCAAUAAAUGAAUAAGAACGAAAUACUCCUCCCAUUUAUUUGAUAGUUGUGGUUCAUUUUUUUUUUGCAUGAGAACCGGGUUGUUAUAGUUUUUGCUCUACAAGAGAUGACCCGCGUUGGAUGUUGUUUAGUACGGAACUAUAGUAGUAAAUAGUCAUAUGAGGAUGCGUCUUGCUGCCAGGAAGCAAAAGUCUGAUUGUAGGAAUCCUGUUAAAUUAAGUAAAUUAACAGAGGUUUACGCUCUGCAUCAAGAGUCACCCAGCUUAUUCCCUCCAAAGACGCGAAUCCGGUACGACGAGAAACACUUUGGUCACGCGGCGGCGGCGGCGGUGGCGCUGUAUUGUGGAAUAGCCUGCCUGCAGUCAUACGUCGAUUGGACAAUUUGUCUCUCUUUAAAAAGGCGGGUUAAGCGUCAGCUUUUCCGAGAGCAUUUUCAAAUUGAUAACUUCUUCUCAGUGGUAAAGCGCCUUUGAAUCAUUCUUCUGAAAAGGGCGCUUUAAAAAUAAGGUAUAUACAUUAUGUACGCGGUACACCCAUACAAUCAUACUGUUAGCUUUAGCCGUUUAUCGUCUGCUCGAAGCUAAAACUGUCUCUCUUAUUUUUGCAGCAAGAUG
This is a messenger RNA of Lineus longissimus, 3601 nucleotides long. RefSeq lists its product as uncharacterized. Bases 1062 to 2636 code for a protein of 524 amino acids. The transcript has 3 exons. Lineage: Eukaryota; Metazoa; Nemertea; Pilidiophora; Heteronemertea; Lineidae. The record is from RefSeq and is a predicted model, not a curated record.